Molecule: messenger RNA, 1137 nt
Organism: Dictyostelium discoideum AX4
Lineage: Eukaryota; Evosea; Eumycetozoa; Dictyosteliales; Dictyosteliaceae
Exons: 2
Coding region: 1-1137 (378 amino acids)
Source: RefSeq, a predicted model, not a curated record
AUGGCAAGUAAAAAAAGAUCAUUACCACAAGUUGAGGAUGAUUGGAAUGGAUAUGAAAGUUUAAUGAAUGUCAAACCAAAAGAAAGAUAUGAUAUUAAAGCUAGUAUUUUCGAUUUAAAUACGAUUAGAGAUUCAGCAUUAUUUGAAAAAGAGAGAUUUAGCCUUUGUUUAUCUCCUCCAAAAGAAAAACCAGGAACAUUUAAAUUUUCAAAAUCACCAACAAGUCCAAAAAGUAAAAUUCCAAAUGAUUCAGCGCCACCAAAACAACUAGUACAGCAACCAAAUCUUGAUAAUAUAGGUAAUGGUGGUGGUAUUAAUAAAAUUAAAAAAGAUUUACCACCAUCAAUUCAAAAUCAACAAACUCAUCAAUACAAUACAAGAAAGGUUCCAACAUCUAUGGUGCCACAACAACAACAACAACAACAAUUUCAACUACAACAACAACAACAACAACAACCACCAAAGAUAUCACAACAACAUCAACAAUAUUUAACAAAAUUAACAAAUGUAUCAAAUUCACCAAUUAAAUCACUUUCACAAUUACCAAAUUCACCAUUAAGAAAAAGAUUCUCAUCAACAUCACAACCAUCAGUAGUAGUACAAUCAUCAUCAUCAAUAAAUACUCAACAACCGCCAAUAAAAAAAUUGGCAACUAAUAAUAAUGGUGUUAAUCAAACAAAUACAAUAACACCUCCACAUACUUUACAAAAUAGACCAGCCACACCAACUAGAACAACUAAUCCUGUAUUAAAUAAUAAACCUUCAACACCAAUUAAAUCAUUAACAAAUAAACCUUUAACUCCAAGUAAACAACCAUUAUUAACAACAAAUGAUUUAAAUAAUAAUAUUACAACAACAACAGCAACAGCAACAGCAAUAGGAAAAUUAACAACUUCAUCUCAUACAAAAAAUACAAACAAUAACAUUAUUAACGGUUUAACAACGACAACAAUUGAUCAAUCAAGAUUAGAGAGUAGAAUUAAAUCUUUAGAGAUUGAAAAUAAAAUUAUAAAUUCAAAAUUGGAAGAAAAGGAUCAAAUCAUUGAAACCUUAUCAGGAAGAGUAUCAGAAUUAGAAUUUCAACUUGUAAACUUUAUGUUGGAAGUUAAAACUUGUAUACUCGAAAAAGAUAAAUAA